AUGGAACCUGUGUGUAGCGGCUCGUCCUAUAUAGGCGAGGCGGACGCGCGCGCGCGCGUCCAAUUCGAUAAGACGGCUACGAUGGCGCCCUUUAAGGACGAUAUCGUCGCUACAAUCCGCAAAGCAAACGAGGAGCUCAUCGAGAGAUUCUAG
Messenger RNA from Neurospora tetrasperma FGSC 2508, 153 nucleotides. RefSeq lists its product as uncharacterized. The record is from RefSeq and is a predicted model, not a curated record. The transcript is spliced from 2 exons. Lineage: Eukaryota; Fungi; Ascomycota; Sordariomycetes; Sordariales; Sordariaceae. Bases 1 to 153 code for a protein of 50 amino acids.